Molecule: messenger RNA, 3758 nt
Organism: Nicotiana attenuata
Lineage: Eukaryota; Viridiplantae; Streptophyta; Magnoliopsida; Solanales; Solanaceae
Product: calcium-transporting ATPase 8, plasma membrane-type-like
Exons: 34
Coding region: 176-3439 (1087 amino acids)
Biological process (GO): calcium ion transmembrane transport
Cellular component (GO): membrane; intracellular membrane-bounded organelle
Molecular function (GO): ATP binding; calmodulin binding; P-type calcium transporter activity
Source: RefSeq, a predicted model, not a curated record
CCUAAAAAGGGGACGAAGCUUCCUAACACUUUCUACGAAAACACAAAAGCAAUUUACUUUCCAUUGCUCUCUCUGCACUUCAGUUGUCACAUUGCGUCGGUUACUCCAACAAUCGUGAGAAAAAAAAAUUGUUGUGUCAAAUCUGGUGUCAUCUCUCCUGCGACAGUCACAGAAGAUGAGUGGUGAAGAAAAUGUGAAAACGUCGCCGUAUAGGCGGCAUCAGAAUAGUAAUGAGGAUUUGGAAGCUGGAAUUAAUGGCAGCAGUAGCAGGUCUAUGGAUUGUGGUGGAAGUCCUUUUGAUAUUCCAAGGACUAAGAGUGCUCCUAUUGACCGCUUGAGACGCUGGAGGCAAGCUGCGCUUGUCCUUAAUGCUUCUCGUCGAUUUCGAUAUACCUUGGACUUAAAAAAGGAAGAAGAAAGAAAGCAAUUGAUUGCUAAAAUAAGAACCCAUGCCCAAGUUAUUCGGGCAGCUGUUCUUUUUCAAGAAGCGGGGCGAACAGUCAAUGGGGAUGGGGCUCUUAAGACGUUGCCUCCAACUACUACCUCCCUUGGCGAGUUUGAUAUCGGCCAAGAGGAGCUGUCGUAUAUGUCUAGAGAGCACGACGUCCCUGCUUUGCAGCGAUGUGGAGGGGUUAAAGGGGUGUCAGAGAAGUUGAAAACAAAUUUAGAUAAAGGAAUUGAUGGAGAUGAAGUAGAUCUGCUGAAACGGAAGAAUGCAUAUGGAUCCAACACAUAUCCUCGGAAGAAAGGGAGGAGUUUCUGGAGGUUUGUCUGGGAAGCUUGCUGUGAUACAACCCUGAUUAUUUUGAUGGUAGCCGCAGCUGCAUCAUUGGCGCUGGGCAUAAAGACUGAGGGUAUAAAAGAAGGAUGGUACGAUGGAGGAAGCAUUGCUUUGGCAGUGAUUAUUGUCAUAGUUGUGACAGCUGUUAGUGACUAUAAGCAAUCACUUCAGUUCCAAAAUCUUAAUGAAGAGAAGCAGAACAUACAAAUUGAGGUUGUUAGAGGUGGGCGGAGAAUUCCCGUUUCAAUAUUUGAUGUAGUUGUUGGUGAUGUUGUGCCUCUGAAAAUUGGUGACCAGGUACCUGCUGAUGGAAUAUUAAUCUCGGGUCACUCUCUCGCGAUUGAUGAAUCAAGCAUGACAGGAGAGAGCAAGAUUGUUCACAAGGAUUCAAAAUCACCUUUCCUUAUGUCUGGAUGCAAAGUAGCCGAUGGCUAUGGAACGAUGCUGGUGAUAGGCGUUGGAAUAAACACAGAAUGGGGAUUGUUGAUGGCAAGCAUUACGGAGGAUAAUGGAGAGGAAACACCAUUGCAGGUCCGUCUGAAUGGGGUGGCAACCUUCAUUGGUGUAGUUGGUCUCACUGUAGCUUUAGCUGUUCUGAUUGUCCUUAUGAUCAGAUUCUUUACUGGGCAUAGUUAUAACCCAGACGGCACUGUUCAAUUCAAAGCUGGGAAAACAAGGGUUGGCAAGGCUGUAGAUGGCGCUAUAAAGAUCUUCACUGUUGCUGUUACUAUUGUGGUUGUGGCAGUGCCAGAAGGACUUCCUUUGGCAGUUACCCUAACGCUUGCCUAUUCAAUGAGGAAAAUGAUGGCAGAUAAGGCUUUGGUGAGAAGGCUUUCUGCUUGUGAAACUAUGGGCUCUGCAACUACAAUUUGCAGUGAUAAAACUGGAACCUUGACUUUGAAUCAGAUGACUGUGGUUGAGGCAUUUGUCAGCGGUAAAAAGAUUAAUCCACCUGAUGAUAGAUCUGCAGUGCCUCCAACUGUGUUGUCUCUACUCUAUGAAGGAGUGGGACUGAAUACCACUGGAAGCAUUUUUGUUCCACAGGGUGGUGGUGCUGCUGAGAUUUCUGGAUCGCCGACAGAGAAAGCUAUUCUCCAAUGGGGUGUCAAUCUAGGGAUGAAUUUUGAUGCAGUACAAUCAGAAGCAUCCAUUAUUCAUGCUUUCCCAUUCAACUCAGAGAAAAAAAGAGGUGGCGUUGCUGUGAAGCUGCAUGAUUCUGAGGUUCACUUGCACUGGAAAGGGGCUGCUGAGAUUGUUCUGUCUUGUUGUACAAGUUUCAUUGAUGAGAAUGGGUCGGUGGUUCCUCUGGGUGAUGAUAAGGUGUCACAUUUCAAGCAAUCCAUCAAUGACAUGGCAGCAUCAAGUUUGCGAUGCGUUGCUAUUGCCUACAGACAAUAUGAUGUCGAGAAAGUUCCCAACGAAGAAGAAGUAGAGCAAUGGCAAAUACCUGAGGGUGAUCUGGUAUUACUUGCCAUUGUUGGCAUUAAGGAUCCAUGCCGACCAGGUGUAAGAGAUGCAGUUCAGUUAUGUAGUGAUGCUGGAGUGAAGGUAAGAAUGGUCACUGGUGACAACUUACAAACAGCAAAAGCAAUAGCUUUGGAAUGUGGGAUUCUUAAGUCUGAUGCUGAUGCAACUGAACCAAACCUGAUUGAAGGGAAGAGGUUUAGAGCUUUAUCGGAGGAAGAUAGAAAGGAAGUGGCAGAGAAAAUAUCGGUUAUGGGAAGAUCUUCUCCUAAUGAUAAGCUCUUGCUUGUUCAAGCACUAAGGAGUAAGGGCCAUGUUGUAGCUGUAACUGGCGAUGGCACUAAUGAUGCUCCUGCACUACAUGAGGCCGAUAUUGGUCUUGCUAUGGGCAUUCAAGGAACAGAAGUUGCCAAAGAAAGUUCAGAUAUCAUCAUCCUGGAUGACAAUUUUGCUUCUGUUGUGAAGGUUGUCCGAUGGGGCAGAUCCGUAUAUGCUAACAUCCAGAAAUUCAUCCAGUUUCAGCUAACUGUUAACGUUGCUGCUCUUAUUAUUAAUGUUGUUGCUGCAGUUUCUGCUGGUGAUGUCCCAUUGAAUGCUGUUCAGCUACUUUGGGUAAAUCUUAUUAUGGACACCUUGGGUGCGCUUGCACUGGCCACAGAACCACCAACUGAUCAUCUAAUGCGCCGAGCUCCUGUUGGUCGAAGGGAACCUCUCGUCACCAAUAUAAUGUGGAGAAACCUAUUAAUACAGGCUCUGUAUCAAGUUACAGUUCUCCUAAUCCUCAAUUUCCGAGGUGAACAAAUUCUGCAUUUGGAGCAUGAGACGAGGGAGCAUGCUGUUAAAGUGAAGAAUACCUUGAUUUUCAAUGCUUUUGUCCUGUGUCAGGUUUUCAAUGAAUUCAAUGCUCGGAAGCCAGAUGAGAUAAAUGUAUUCAGAGGAGUCCACAAAAACCGUCUGUUCAUUUCAAUUAUCGGCUUCACAUUGGUGCUUCAGGUUAUCAUAAUAUUCUUUCUUGGAAAGUUCGUUUCAACUGUGAGACUGAGUUGGCAGUUGUGGCUUGUUUCAAUAGUCAUUGGACUUAUAAGCUGGCCCCUUGCUGCUCUUGGGAAGUUGAUACCUGUCCCUGAGAAGCCAUUUGGGGAGUACUUUUCCAAGAAAUUACCGAACCGAAGAAAUCAACAAGAGUCUUCAUAGACAUUUAUACAUACACGAAAUUAACUAACAAGUGUGUCUGCAUUUUGUAAGGGUGGCGUUUCUUUUGCUACUGUACAGAAAUUCGCCGCUAAUAUUUUACUAGUUGGGUCAUUUUGUGAAUGUAGUAGGACAGUAUAAAUAUAUAUUUCUUGAUUGCCUCUAUAAAUUCGGAUGUAGUCGCCUCUGCAGCAGAUUCGAAUUUUGCUGGUAUGUACUCCACUUAUGUUCUCGGAGGUGAAAAAAAAAAGCCUUUUCUGCUGUUCAUUUAACAUGAAUCUAUCAGUUAUACGAGGAAUUGAUUGCUUAGCAAUUUGCUUUA